AUGUCCUCCUACUUGCGUAAGACGGAAAAAAGGACCGCAAGGGCGCGCGCGAGCUCGCGCGAGCGGGACCUCUGGCUGAGCCCCUACGGGCAGCCCGACGCGCUGCGGAGCUCGAAGCGCGACCGUGCACAACAGCGCGCCAAGGACCGGCAGCGGGCGCAGCGCAUCGCCCAGAAAACGGAGGCCGCGGCGCGGGAGCGCGCGCGGCACCGCGCCCUCGUCGCCGCGCGCGCCGCCUCGCCGGCGCGGCCGCGGCCUGCGAGCGUCCCGCCGCGGCGAGCGUCCCGCAAAAAGCCGGCCGCGGCGGGCGCCCCGCCACCGGGCUUCGCCGACUUCGCCGCGGCGCUGCGACGGGUCUGCGCCUACGUCACUGACGCGAGCGACGCGGACCUGCGCGCGGUCUACGACGGCGGCGGCCGCGAGGCCCGCCGCGCGGCGGCGACCCUCGGCUCGGCGUGCGGCCUCGCGGCGCGGGCGCGGCGACCGCUCAGGCCGCCGGACCCGCCGGACGUGGCGUUCGGCCGACGAAACGAUCGGCCACCAGCGUCGCCGCUGCGCGGUCGCGAGGACCGCGCCACGCGGCGGGCCCGGUCCAAGCGCGUCGCGCGGGCCGCCCGCGACAGCGUCGACCUGCUCGAACGGCUCAUGGGACCCGCGUCGCCGGAGUCGCCGACCCCUGCGAUCGACCGCGCCGCCGCCGCGGCGCUGCGGCGCGACCCCGACGACGACGAGGGCUUCGAUGGCGACGUCGCCGCGUCGCCCGUGUUUGAGGGCGGCGAGGCGUUCGAGGCCGAGAAUCCGAUCGAUCCGCUCGUCGCGGACGAAGUGGAGGCGCUCCUCGCGGGCGGCGUCGGCGCGGCCGACGCGGACGACGCGAUAUUGGCGGGCGGCGCCGACAUCGACGCGAUCCUAGCCGGGUCGCCCGUCGAGGGCGACGACGACCUUCUCGAGGGCUAA
Messenger RNA from Pelagomonas calceolata, 957 nucleotides. NCBI's taxonomy places the organism in Eukaryota, Pelagophyceae, Pelagomonadales, Pelagomonadaceae. The record is from the annotation of a GenBank genome assembly.